UGUAAGUUGAAGGAGCUACCAGUGGUACAGCUCAGCAUCACCGUCACCUGUUGCACCGGCUCAGCCUGCAAGCUAUCACCCGAAACAGCACCUGAGCAUCGGGCAUGACUUGAAGGCUGGCGCUUUCGACAAUGGACCAAGAAGCUCCAGCAGGAUUGGGAGAUGCAGGUGCCAGUGGAGGACCUGGCAGAGGCCCUCCACAGCUGUCCUUGGAGGACAAAGCGUUCUUGGAUGAGUUCGGGCGCCGCAUCUCCACCACCGCCUUCGUGGCCAUGGUCGUGGGCGCCAGCGGCUUCUACGGCCUGGCCAGGCAGUUGGCCUUCAAACGCCGCGGCCUCUGGACCUUCUUUGGUGCAACGGCCUGUCCCCUGGUGGCAUGGUAUGCGGUGAUCAACCAGGAGAGGGAGCGAGUGAUGGAUCUUGCGAAGAAGCUGCAGUUUGAUGCACCGCCAGACGCGCGCUUCACGCAAUCGACUUCUUCAGUGUCAGGGGACGAGGCCUUGGCGAAGCUGUUCCCCCCAGCACCUUUAGCCUUGGUGAACAGCCCACAGGUACCAAGCAGAGGACUUGGAUUGCCACCCAUGGGACCGCCAGGAGCUGCAGGACAGGCUCCCAAUAGUUUCAACACUUGGAAUUCUUGGCCAAAGUGAUGCAGAGAUGCCGCAGUCAGAUGACAGUCAGAUGGGCGUGUCCCAAAGUUUUGAGAUAACGUCGAAGAUUGAGUCAAAGUAGUCCGUCCCUAAAAAAGGGAUGAUGACCUGAAUUGACAAAAAAAAAGAUGGGCUGAAACCACCAACCACAGAUAAUGUACAUAGUCUAGAAUGUUUAUGAGACUUUUGAUCUGCGAUCCGAUCGCGUGGAAAA
Cladocopium goreaui is the source of this 864-nucleotide messenger RNA. Lineage: Eukaryota; Dinophyceae; Suessiales; Symbiodiniaceae. The record is from the annotation of a GenBank genome assembly.